Molecule: messenger RNA, 726 nt
Organism: Diversispora eburnea
Lineage: Eukaryota; Fungi; Glomeromycota; Glomeromycetes; Diversisporales; Diversisporaceae
Source: the annotation of a GenBank genome assembly
AUGUCUUCCGGUUGCGAGGAACUUACUUCAUAUUUAAAGCAAAGCGGAACCAAAUCUUUCAAGUACUUUUUGCGUCAUUAUCGAGAUGCGAUUGUUGCCAACACUUCACCUCUUUUGCUCUGGCGUGACCUUAACAAUUCCUUGCGUGAACGCUUUUUAGUAGAAGCAAAAAAGAUAUUAAACCAAAAUGAUUUUGAUAACUUGGAAAAGCAGGUCAAUCAAGAACAAAAACGUUAUAAUUUCGAGUAUUAUUGGAAUAAUGUACUUGAAGAGGUUAAAAUAAAACAAGAUAUCUUGGCCCAUGAAGCAGAAGAAGCUCGCAUUCAAGAUGAACUAUCACACCUUCGGCACAAACUAUCUGAAAUCCAAGAAAAUGCAAAAAUACAAAAUAAUGAAGAUGAUACAUCUAAACAAAUGUCAAAAAACGCAUCUAAUAUAUCUGAUACUACUUCAAAUUUCAGUAUAUGUCAGAAGUCGAAGACUCAUAAAUCAUUGGAAGAUGAGAAGAUUGAUAAAUUCCUGGAUUCAAAGUAUAAGGAAAAGAAAAUAGAGCAAGGUAUAAUUCAAGAAGUAAUCUUAUUUAUUCAAAAAGAAAAAAUACUUAUCUCAUUAAUCAAUACUCCUAAAACUCAAGAUAGCAAUAUAAAAGUGAGUGAAGAUAAAAAUGGACAUAAGCUAGCUCGAUUAUUUUUUGAUGCUAAAAUUGCAGAAGAAAUAAUAUGUUGA